Messenger RNA from Thermothelomyces thermophilus ATCC 42464, 3151 nucleotides. RefSeq names its product glycoside hydrolase family 2 protein. The record is from RefSeq and is a predicted model, not a curated record. The coding region runs from base 62 to 2707 and encodes 881 amino acids. Gene Ontology annotation, biological process: carbohydrate metabolic process. Gene Ontology annotation, molecular function: hydrolase activity, hydrolyzing O-glycosyl compounds. Lineage: Eukaryota; Fungi; Ascomycota; Sordariomycetes; Sordariales; Chaetomiaceae. The transcript has a single exon.
CCCCGGAAGGUACUCCGUAAAUAUGCCCGCAUGCUCCCUCCUAGCAGCGUAACUGCCAGCCAUGAGAGAGGCAACAGGAACGGCACGCCUGUUUCACAGGCUCAGUACCAUACUGCUAACAUUUUUGUUGGUUCCGCGUCUCGUUGGAGCGAGACCCUACCCCGUCCAUUGGGCAGAUGAUAAUAACGGCCGCCAACGCAUCAGUCUCAACGAGGGCUGGAAGUUUUCACGUUUCACUUCGAAUCCGGACUCGCUCUCGUACGACUCUCUAAAGUCGUGGAUCCUGCCAUCCGCCAAUAACUUCAUCAAGGGUGACAAGCACCAGCCCCCGUCCGGAACACCCCCCGGCAGCAAUGUUCAGUAUGUGCAACCGGAUUUUGACGACCGCGACUGGGAGUCCGUUGACCUGCCGCACGACUGGGCCAUCAAGGGGCCGUUCAACGCUCCCGGCGUGAGCGGAGGCAUGGGGCGCCUGCCCUCGAACGGCGUGGGAUGGUACCGUCGGACGUUGACCAGAUCCCCCGAGGACGAAGACAAGUCCAUCUUCCUCGACAUUGACGGUGCCAUGUCGUAUGCCGCCGUCUGGCUCAACGGCCGUUUGAUCGGUGGGUGGCCGUACGGGUACGCCUCAUUCCGCCUCGAUCUCACGCCCUACCUGGACGGCGGCGACAACCUGCUUGCUAUCCGGCUGGAGAACGCGCUAGACAACUCGCGAUGGUAUCCCGGCGCGGGCAUCUACCGCAACGUCUGGCUGGUCAAGGUCAACCCGACCCAUGUCGGCCAGUACGGGACGUACAUCACCACGUCGGACGUGUCGGAGGAGAAGGCCACCGUCCACCUCACGGUCGAUGUGGAGAACGGCGGUGCAUCCGACACGACGGUAGACGUGGUAACGGAAAUCCACCUGCUUGACCCGGCUACGGGGACUCCCGGAGAAGAGGUCGUGGCGCAGUUCGAGAAAGCCACGGUAGCCGUGCCGGCCGGGGGGAAGAUGUCGGUCAGCGGCUCGACAGCGGUGAGGAACCCGCUGCUCUGGGGUCCCCCGCCCGAGCAAGAGCCGAACCUGUACGUCGCGACGACCAGGUUGACGGUCAACGGCACCGUCAUAGACACCUACGAGACCCCCUUCGGUAUCCGCUCCGUCACCUUCGACGCGAACCAGGGCGUGUCGGUCAACGGCAAGCCGGUCAAGAUCUGGGGCACGUGCAACCACGGCGACCUCGGCUCGCUCGGGACGGCCUUGAACACCCGCGCCCUGGAGCGGCAGCUGGAGGCGCUCCGAGAGAUGGGGAGCAACGCGCUCCGCACCUCCCACAACCCCCCGGCCCCGGAGUUCCUCGACCUGGCCGACCGGAUGGGCUUCCUGGUGCUGGACGAGAUCUUCGACACGUGGGCGGACCGGAAGACGACCAACGACUUCCACGCCAUCUUUCCGGACUGGCACGAGCCCGACCUGCGCGCCUUUGUCCGCCGCGACCGCAACCACCCGUCCAUCAUCGCGUGGUCCUACGGCAACGAGAUCCCCAACCAGUCCGGCUCGGCCACGGGCGCGACCGCCCAGGCCCUCCACGGCAUCCUCGUCGAGGAGGACCCGACCCGGCCGUCCACCUGCGCCAUGAACUCGGCGGGGCCCGGCAGCCCGCUGGCCGACGCGCUCGACAUCAUCGGCCUCAACUACCAGGGCGAGGGGCUCGGCACGUCGACCGACGGCUCCUUCGACCGCUUCCACGCCGCAUACCCGGGCAAGGUCGUCUGGAGCAGCGAGAGCGCGUCGGCGCUCAGCACGCGCGGCACCUACCUGUUCCCCGUGACGUCGGGGAACCACGCCGACGUGGGCGACGGCCCGGGCCAGGGCGGCGACGGGCGGGACUACCGGGUGAGCGCGUACGAGCUGUACGCGACCAGCUGGGGGUCGUCCCCGGACAAGGUGUUCGCCGCGCACGACGCGCACCCCUACGUCGCCGGCGAGUUCGUCUGGACCGGCUGGGACUACCUGGGCGAGCCGACCCCCUACGACGGCGACGACGGCGCGCGGAGCUCCUACUUCGGCAUCAUCGACCUCGCCGGCUUCAGGAAGGACCGCUUCUACCUCUACCAGGCCCGCUGGCGGCCCGACCUGCCCAUGGCCCACCUGCUGCCGCACUGGACCUGGCCCGACCGCGUCGGCCAGGUCACGCCCGUGCACGUCUUCUCGUCCGGCGACGAGGCCGAGCUGUUCGUCAACGGCAAGUCGGCGGGGCGGCAGAAGCGCGGCCGGGGCCAGUACCGGUUCCGGUGGGACGACGUCGUGUACCAGCCGGGCAACGUCAGCGUGGUCGUGUACAAGGACGGCGAGGAGUGGGCGCGGGACGCCAGGUGGACGGUCGGGAAAGCCAAGGGGCUGACCCUGACGGCCGACCGGGCCGAGAUCAGGGGGGACGGCCGCGACCUGUCGUUCGUCACCGUGGCCGUCGUCGACGAGAACGGCGACACGGUGCCCGAGGCCGGCAACGCCAUCGCGUUUUCCGUCUCCGGUCCCGGCCGGAUCGUCGCGACCGACAACGGAGACCCGGCCGACAUGACCGAGUUCCCGUCCCUUACCCGGAAGGCCUUCAGCGGUCUCGCGCUGGCGAUCGUUCGGGCGGAUAAGGGCGCUUCCGGAGACAUCACCGUCACGGCUUCCGCCGAGGGUCUCGAGACGGCGGAGGUGGUGAUACGAGCUGCUUAAUUAAUGAAUUGAAAUGAAUGGGUAAUUAGGAUAUUAGGUAAUUAGGUAGAGCGAUUUGACAAUGGGAGUCCUGUCCCUAGGACUCGGAGCAGCUCUAGAGGAGGAGGGAAUGUUGUACGUAGGUCAUCAUACCAACGUAAUUUCGACAACCGGAAGGACUUAACACUGCGAUCGAGUAGAACUCAUCCCCGUCGACCAUGGGCGGCGGCAAGAUGUGUUUGUCGUCAUGGCUCACGGCCAUGAAGCCAUUACCGACUGUCAAGAGUUAAUUAGCCUGCUCACUCUGGGACAACCUGCUGGGAAAGAGUGUGUUUACUCGGCAUGAACGACACCCAGUAUUCGUAUGUGGCGUUGGCGUUGGCGGUUGUCUCGUGAUCGGGGGUCGACAACGGAUCGUCUUCGAACAAUACCGGCACAACAGGGACUAGCAAAGGGUCAGCGUUU